AUGUUCACGAGGAACAUGAGCGUCAACUCGAGCGUCGUCGACGGCUUCGACGAGCUCAUCACUUACCACGUCGUCAACACGACGCUCGGCGGCAUGAGCACCCUGGUCAACGCCUUGUUGCUGGGAAUAUUUCUGUCGCACAGGCCUUUCCGCACUCGAUACGUCGUGAGCCGAGCAGUCCAGAUUCCGAAGUUCCUUGAAAACGUUUCAGUUGUUGAUCCUACUAUGCUGUGGCGACCUCGUGAACAGCAUGGCUAUUGUGCUGACGGGCCUCAACCGCAUCAGACUCUACUCAACCGCCCUCGCCACACUCACACUGCCGAUCCGGACGUCGCUCGAGUGUGCUUCGGAGACUUGGCUCGUCCUCAAGCUCAUUGGUUCGUUUUGGGCAUACAGUCAAAUUUUCCCGACUUGAAAAGCGAGAGAGGCGGAGAAAGAGGCGGUACGCGUAACGUGCGCGUAUGCGGUUCAUGGCAAAAGUUCAAUUCAACCGACAAAAUCUGUUUGGAGAGCUCGUUCAUCAUUUGUGCAGUUAAAACAGUGGAAUAAAUACAAAAAGAGCGAGCCUGAGCUUUUCAAAUAGUCGGUGGUGCUUGAAUUGAACUCGUGCCAAGGACCGCGCACGCGCACGCUUCGCGUCCCGCCCACUUCUACGCCUCCCUCGCCUUUCAAGUCGGCGACGACUGACUAAAUUCCAUCUGAGUUUCUUAUUAUUCCAUGUACAUAACUGCUGUAAAAAUUUGGAAAGAUUUUUUUGAGGACACUACAGCAUCUGGUGUAAAUAGAAAAAAAUUUGGUGUUUUUUAAAAAUUGGAUUUCCUAAAUGAGCUUCUGGAGUUGUAAUUUCUGAUGGAUAAUUUGAUUUUGCUGGGAAAUUGCUUCUAAUGGAAGAGUUAGUUUUGAAAUAAAUUUGCGUAUCUCCUGCGUUAACUGAAGUGUCCAGGUGACAUUCUGAUUCCGGUGGCGACGUUUUGGAUGGGCGUCGAACGAUUCAUCGCCAUUCUUUUUCCGAUGUUCUACCGCUACAGUGUAGACGGAAAGGCGAUAAAGUUGAGAAGACCGAAAAACCCAAGUCUACGAGGAUUUCAGGUACAUGGUGAUACCCGGCAUCAGUUGCGCCUUCGUCCUCGCCUGCAUCGCCGUCGCCUUUUCCAUCGCUUACUCGGACAAUCACUACACGCAUUUCUACUGUGGACGGAAGGUACCUCGAGUAGUUUUUGGAGAGUGAAGAUUUUAUUCUUUUUAGGCAGCCUUCGGCGAAGGCUUCGGCACGUUCAUCUAUGCUUGCAACAUCACCUGCAACGUCGCGAGUACAGUGUUCUCUACGGCUGCUUAUGUCAAAGCUGUUCGGAUGUCCAAAACUCAGUAAGGAAAAGAGGUGCACCUCAGUGGAGAACUUCUGCUUGAGGCCAAGAAUGCAGCGACAAGUCAACGUCAUCCGCUACUACCUGCUCAUCUCCGUUCUUUCCACUCUGCUCGUGUCGUUGCCCAACGCUACAGCUCUUUUCCAGCUAUACGUACACAAAGUAUGUCUGUAGAAAUAUUUAUGAGAAGACGUCAUCAGCGAAAAAAAAGAAUUGAGAUCGAACCGCUUGAUUAUUAUAUGUAACUUAGGCCAGUAUUUUGUGAAAAAUGUUAUUUGACAAUUUGGGAAUUUUUAACCACAUCUUUUCAGCACAAAAACUGUAAGAUUUUUAAAUAAAAAAAGAUUUGAUUAGAAAGUGAGUCGUUUCAGGUUAGCGACUCGCUUUCGAAACCUGCUUACUGGAUGCAAACAAUCAACAGUGGCAUCCACUUCUUCGUGUACCUCGCACUGAACAAGGAGUUCCGUGCGAGGACGAUGCGGUUCUUCAAAAUAGUCAACUCCGAGGAGCUGUCUAUAUCCAGUGAGUUUAUGGUCUGACGCGGAUACUCAGGUGCAAUAGUUUGCUUUAAAAAUUCUUGGAGAACAAUGUUCCCACUUUCCAUCCAUAGUCUUUUGUAAUCUUUUCACCACGACUUGAAACAAUCUGCCCCUCCUGCGUCGUAUAUAUUCAUUUCAUAAAGGUCAAAAGAAGUUUCGCAGAGAGAAAAAACGAAGAGAAAAGGAAAUGUUUCGAGUUGGGGUAAAUGGAGUAUUUGAAUGAUGAGAGCUUCAACGAACUCUACCUGCAUGAAAAUGUGAAUCGCUAUGUUAUUUUCUGUGCCUCGACUAUCUUUAUAGAAAGAUAGUUCGAGACUUUAUUAAAGGCUUCCUGUAUCUAUUAUCAAAGGCAUAGGGGCAGUAAAAAACGGGGUUUCAGGUGAAAGCAGUAUCUUAUAUAGUUUUUCAUUGCGAAUCGAAUGAUGUACUCAAAAAAAUUACAGAUGUGACUAAUUUUGAAGAAAAACGCGAUUUUACUUUCCCGCCUUUAUUUUUGAAAAAAGCUUUGGAUCGGUAUGCAGACAACUGUUUACAGUAGCCGUGCACGCGAUGUUGCGGACGUCUCAUUAGACUCGCAUUUUGUGUGAAAUAACCGGCUAUCUGCUUCAAAUCAAGGGUUUAUUCUCUGAAAAAAACAUUUAGUCAAACAGAAAACACACACCGAUAAUAAAGAGAACACAAACAAUCGCUCUCCCAAACGAAACCUGUGUAAAAUCAUCUUUUUUCACCAGAAAAGCUUUUUUGCGCAUAAAGUUUGCAAAUUAUACAUGAAUAGAAAGCUUUUGUGACGAAAAGAACUUUGGUGAUUACAGAAAAAAUUGAAAAUUGAAAGAAACGAAGAAAAAAGCGAAAAUCCGGAAGGUAGUGGGGCCUGUUGUCCAUAGAGCAACUUUACUGCAAAACCGCCUUUUUGGCGGGAACUCAAACUUUCCUCCCUCCGACUUUGAAUAAUUUUUUCUUCAAAACUAGGACUUCUGUACGUUUCCAAGUUCACAAGUUCACUGUUCGAUUCGCAAUAAAAAGCUCUAUAAAUUACUGCUUUGAACUAAAACACCGUUUUUUACUGCCCCUAUGCCUUUAAGCGUCGUGGCGUUUCAUUCACCGUAGAAUGUUGUAGAGCCUCGGACCGACGGCUGCGAGACUCCUUUGCGAGGUUCUGCCAAAAUCUCCGCGCGAUGAAAAUCUCGCAGCUCGCAGACCAACUUCGAAAAAAUCUACGACCAGCCCUUUUUUCUCUUAUUUCUUAUUUUCAGCUCAUUGAAUCAAUCAUGAAGAGCAUGAGAAGAACUUUCUUAGUUGUGUUUUCCCAGCUGGAUAAUCUUUUCAUAUUCCUAUUCCCCCACGAGUACUUUUGCAUGUUGAUCUGGCUCCCUUGAGAAACUGUUCAGAAUGUGUUUCUGGACUUCGAUAUCUGGAUUUUUUAUGUUCGAACUAACUGUUGUUGUGCAACGGGUUAAAGUACAUAUUUUUUUCUAAGUUCAACUUUUUUUGUGUAAAUAAAACUUUGAAGCUCUUAUUUGUUAGUUUUUUUGCAAUUUUUUUUUUUUUUUCAAUAUAGCAGACAAAGAUAAAACUUUUAAAAAAAGCGUUUUUUUAAAACUUUAAUUGAGAAAAGAACUUUUUUUGAGUUCCAAGUUUUAUUUCUCACAGUUGCAGAAAAUAUCAAAAUCUUUCAUUUUCAUUAAAUUUUUGUGUUUGGCAUCUAUAAUCGAUAAAAAAAUUAAGUUGAUUUUUUUGUUGACCAAUGUUUGGAGAAGACCUUCAGUCUGAAGCUGAUUACAGAUCGGCCGAUGAUCAAGGCGGAUUCUUCGGCAAAAGUUUUGUUCGCCCCACGCUUGAGCGGCUCCUACAGCGAACCUGUGCAACUUUGA
Molecule: messenger RNA, 3774 nt
Organism: Caenorhabditis auriculariae
Lineage: Eukaryota; Metazoa; Nematoda; Chromadorea; Rhabditida; Rhabditidae
Source: the annotation of a GenBank genome assembly